AAACGAUCAAAUGUUUCCGCCAGUAACGGCGUGAAGCCAGCUACCCCUACUCAAAGCAGAGCAGCCUCCCCGUCACCCGACCGGAGCCCCAGUAGACCAAUCAGCAGACACUCAACCCCAAUACAUUUAGAGCUCCCAGCUGUUCCUGAGGAAGAUGCUGCCGUCUGUGGCUCGUCAGUCUCUGUCGGUAAUUCAGGGCCCAUCAGUGCACCGGAUAAAGGUCCAAAACAGACACAGAAAAAAGAAAAACUCCCAAAAACGGAGCCUUUAAAGCCUUCUGGGAAACAGAGAGACAUCUCGCCCAGAAUAGCAGCAGAAGGAACUCCCCAGCCCCCGGAGGUCAUGAUCCGCCUUUCAGCCGGUACCACUGACCCUAAAGAGGCCUCGAGACUUCUGGCUGAAAAGAGGAGAGAGGCCAGAAGACAACGGGAGAAAGAGGCGCAGGAGUGUUUGCAGAGAGAGGAAGCUGAAAGGCGGAAUCAUGAAGAGCAGGCUCGACAGGAGGCCGAGGCCAAGCGUCUGGUAGAGGAGAAGAGAAGAAGGGAGGAAGAGGAGCAGAGAAGAGCUGAGGAGGAGCGAGCUCAGGCUAAAAGAGAGGCUGCCCUUCUUCAGAAACAGAGAGAGGAGGAAGCAGCUAAAGAGAGAGCACGAGUUGAACAAAUGAAGCAAGAGAGAGAGAUGGCGGCACAGAAAGAGGAGGCGGAGCGCCAAGUCAGGAAAAAGCGACUUGAGGAGAUCAUGCGGAGAACCAGGAGGACAGAUUCCCCAGAUAUGAAUUCUGCCUCGCCGACGACCCUACCGAAUGAAAACACGGAGCCUCCACAUAACGGAAGGAUAGAGGACCCCAACAAGACGCCGUCUGGGACUAAAAGCACACAGCUGGGGUUAGGCAAAGAGGACGACGUGGUGCCCGUCGUGGCCUUCAAGGAACGGAGAUCCCUCAGAGCGCUUUCUGGUCUGGAGGAAAUCCAAACCAAACAGAGAGCAG
Messenger RNA from Cyprinodon variegatus (sheepshead minnow), 988 nucleotides. Its product is annotated as ensconsin-like. Gene Ontology annotation, cellular component: microtubule cytoskeleton. Gene Ontology annotation, biological process: microtubule cytoskeleton organization. The annotation marks the transcript as partial. The transcript has 7 exons. The record is from RefSeq and is a predicted model, not a curated record. Lineage: Eukaryota; Metazoa; Chordata; Actinopteri; Cyprinodontiformes; Cyprinodontidae.